This is a messenger RNA of Vicugna pacos (alpaca), 1671 nucleotides long. The record is from RefSeq and is a predicted model, not a curated record. NCBI's taxonomy places the organism in Eukaryota, Metazoa, Chordata, Mammalia, Artiodactyla, Camelidae.
CUUUCCGUGAUUUCAGACGCAGCGGCUUCUCUCCAGAACCUGUCCUUGGCCAGGAUCUCCUAUGACCCUGCCAGGUACCCCAAGUACCUGCCAGAAGCCUACUGCCUGUGCCGGGGCUGCCUGACCGGGCCGUUCGGGGAGGAGGACUUCCGCUUCCGGAGCGCCCCAGUGUUCGUGCCGGCUGUCAUCCUCCGGCGAACCCCGGCCUGCGCGGGGGGCCGCUCCGUGUACACUGAGGAGUACGUCACCGUCCCCGUGGGCUGCACCUGCGUCCCCGAGCAGGAGAAGGAAGCGGACAGCGUCAACUCCAGCAUGGACAAGCCGGGCAGCAAGCUCCUGCUCAGCCCCAGCGACAAGCCAGGCCGGCCCUGAGGCCUCUCCACACCCCCACCCCCGAGGCUUGAGGAGACUCGGCUGUGAGAGUCAAACACUGGGCUGGGGAGCCCUUCCCCCAGCCUGCUCAGGAGGCCGAUCUCCCCCUUGCUCCUGGUUUCCCUUUAGGUAGGAGCGCAGGGUGGGUGACAGCUGACGGUUCAGAAAUAAACAGGUAACAGCAUCGCGUAGGUGGCCCGGGGCCGCCACAGGUGACCCGUGCCCCGGCUCUGCAGGGGCUCCCAGCCCACCCUGCCCUCCCACACCGUCAGGACAGCUGCGAGGGGCCAGAGCCUCACCAGGUCCGGGACAGGCACACGCUUUUUGAAAAGUAGAACAUAUACCUCCUUUUUCACUCAGCUAUUUUCAGUAGGGGCAGAACUAUAUUAGCCAUUUUGAGCAGGUAUAUUAAAAUUUUUUUACUUGGCAUAUAAACAUUUUAUAAACAGUUUUCACUUCCUCUGGCAGGAGUCUUUAGACGCACAACUAGAAUCAGUUGUUAGCUGGCCUGUGGCCUGGGCCCCGGCUGACAGUAACAAAACGGACGGGGCUGAAAACGACUGGCUGGUGCCGGCUUCACAGGGGGCUCGGCUCACCCCAGCAAGGCCCCUCAGUCUCUUCGUGAGUACAUCCAUGGCCACAGGUGUCGGUAGUGGGGCCGGGCUGUGGUUGACAGGUGGUGGAGAAGGCACGCAGGUAGAGGGUGAGAGCUGCGCCAGGCCCCAGGAAGAACCCAGCUCUGCUCAGUGUUAAGGACUUCGGGAACUAGCCAAACGUGAGGGGCAAGUGGGCUUAGGGUCUCCAGAAAUCCGGGUUGGAGCCUCUCUCCCUACAUACUGCAGUGUGCGCUAAACCCUUAACUCUUCUUUAGGUGAAGGUCUUUCCCUAAACACAGUCAUUUAUAAAAGUGAGAUGUUCUUAACUCAUUCUAGAAUCAUUAAAACACCUCUAGGUCAAGGACACGAAAGCUGUAUGCCUCUCUGGACUCUGCUUUGAUGGGCUCAGCUAAUUUUUAAAGUAAAGAAUAUGCUAAUUAAGACCUUUAUCUUUAUGGUUGAAGCUUAAACUAACAAACUGGUUUGGUCAUAGGACGGUCACCUGGCAGCAUCCGUGGCUAUCUGCUCUGGGUUAUCCUGGCUAUCAUGCCGGUCACCGAGAGGCCGGCUGCCCCCCUACUUACCUUGUGACGGAAGGGUCACUGAGGGAACUUUGGACUUGGCUAAAUCUUGACAGAAGUUGUACAUGAAAAAUAUCGCUGAGCAAAAUUCGUAUUUUACAAAUAAAAAAUCUGCAACUGCA